This is a messenger RNA of Aplosporella prunicola CBS 121167, 772 nucleotides long. RefSeq lists its product as uncharacterized. The coding region runs from base 263 to 679 and encodes 138 amino acids. The transcript has a single exon. The record is from RefSeq and is a predicted model, not a curated record. Lineage: Eukaryota; Fungi; Ascomycota; Dothideomycetes; Botryosphaeriales; Aplosporellaceae.
GCGCGAGAUCUUUUGGCCUCAGCAUAGAUCAAUUGAACAAUGCAAUCCUGGUAAAAUAGUAAGCCCCCUUGCCGCUAUCCCUUCGCUACCCGUAUCCGAAGAGCCCCAUUUUUCAACAACCUCCCUUUCCCCUCUCCCUUCUCCCUCGACCUUCACCGCCCAAACCUACCUCGAGCCUCCCAACCUCUCUCUAUAGCCGCGCCCCUCACAGCCCCAACCGCCUACCAUAGUCGCCAUUAUUUCCCCACCCGAAUACCUGCGAAUGUUCUCGCACACCCCUUUCCAACCACCAACCAGCUCGCCGCCCACACACCGCUGCCCAUCCCCACACGCGCAACGGCGCGCAACCGAUGAACGCUUGCCCCACCGUCAUUGCCGCAGCGCACUGAGCCGCAGCUCCACCUGCCCGCCCAUCACAACCCCUGCCACUGCGCGCUAUAUUGUAUGCUUGGGUACAAUACAAUACUGCCAGCUGUGCGGCGUAGCGCGGCGCAGAGCACGUGGGGCUGACGUAGCGAGCGGUUUUGCUGCAGCGCGCGCGGACGUGGGCGCGCACUCAGGGUCUACAAACGGAGGAGAUCAUCGCGGAGCAUGCGAGCGCCCAGGCACUAUCGUUUUAGCUGUACUGUACAGGACUGGGCCGUGUGGGUGUGCUGGUGGUGUGAAAAUCGGGAUCUGAAUUCGGGGUGGAGUGAGCGUGGGUGUAGAGCGGGUGUUUGCAUAGAAGAGCGGUGACUACGUGAACGAUGUCCUGUGGCAUGGCGUGUUUGUC